AUGCUUUGCCCGAGAGGUCACGCUACAACUUCCGAAGGAAGAAAGCUUGGCCUCUUCUCUAGACGUUACUGCGAUGUUUGUCACGAGAAGGUGUCUCGACGUGGCGGCUUCUACCAUGAGUGCACUGCUGGCUGCGACUUCCGCGUUUGUGGGAUCUGUAAGAAGGAGGCCGACAAGAGCAAUUACAUUGUGGAGCCCUGUACCUUCACUUUUCCUAGUGGGCUUGGUCCCUUUAGCAUUCAGAGAACUAGCUUAGAGGGCUCAGAUCUUUUCUGCGCCGAUGAGCGCCGUGGUGGGACGUGGAUUCUGCAAGAAACGUUUUUCCAACAUGGGCGAAGUCUCCAGCGAUGCUGGAAGGCCUUGCUCGACAACGGCGUCGCCAUAGAAUUGCCCAGAGGGCGUACUGGUAUUGCAGUUGACCUUUCGCCUGUAGCUCCGACCAAGCUGAGCUCCGAAGUGCGUAGGGCGAAUCGUAUUCCUGAUGUGCCCGGCGUCAUGAUAGCCUGGAUGUAUGCUCUACAGCUUGAGUGGCAUAUGAUUUUGGGUGAUUCAGACCGAGAAGAAGAUGGCACGGCAGCAGACUGGUCAUUCCUCACUGUUGGUGGCUUCGUUUUUCUUCAGGUGGAUGAGAAGUCACAGCUACAAGUGCUGUGCGCGAAUUCCGUCUCCUUUCAUCCCAGCGGUCCCAUGCAAUUUUCGGCGCCGCAGCCCUGGUGUGCUGAGUGGACCCGCAAGCUCGCUGAGGCUGGGCGAUUCAACAAGGUCACUGUCCAAAAGUGGGCCAGCGCUGGGGCCCGGUAUAUGUGCUGGAUCUGCCCCGAGGAGAAGAUGCUGAGACCCGGGGCCCGACAUGGUGGCUUCAUGUUCCUCUUCCACGAGUUGGAUGAGGAGGACACUGGCGGCAGAGAUCGAUUCUUUGAAAUUGUUGGGGCGCCCAUAGCAAGCGAAGCCCGAACCCUCGAGCUGCUUUCGCAGAUUCCCAAGAGGUCGUCGCAGCCGGAGAUACUGCAGUCAGCUCUUCCAUUUCGGGUGGUUGGUGAGGUGCCAGCAUCCUCCCAGCACAUGGAAGACUUGCGACAACGCUGCUUCAAGGCAGCCUGCAACGGGCGCUGGUCUCUCCUGGCCCACAUCUUGACUGAGUCUGGGUUGCUGGUCCCUCCCAAAGCCCCUAGAGGUCAGACCGUGCUCCACAAGAUUGCAGCUGGACGGCCCAAAACACGGCGAGCAGCAGAACUCCUGCGUUUCAUCCACGCGCAUGGUGGAGAUCUGGAAGCACAGGACAGUUCUGGACAGAAAGCGUACAACUUGGGCGACCAGAUUUUCCGCGCCCAAGCCUGCGAAAUUUGGGGUCUAGUUCCUGACCUCUUUGCUGAUCCAGAGGUAUGGUUUGACUAUUGGGAUGGAAGCAAAGAUGGACAUCUGUCUCCGGCAGAGCUAGUGCCUGCGCUUGCAGCUGCAUACCAAGUUGGAGAGCUUGGUAGACAGUGGAUAGAGAGCUAUGUGAACACCCACUAUCGUGAGAUGGCUGCUCUUGACCCUGACGCACGACUGACCAAGUCCGCCUUCCUCAGCGACGAUGGCCUGCUGUACAAGCUGCAGUCCAGCGAAGAAUUCAUCAGCUUGCGCGGGCAAGAAGACAGCCCUGGCAAAAAGAUGCCUGCGCUGUUCAGGACCGAGGGACGCAAGAAGCCCACUGCAGCCGACAAAGAAGCUGUGAAGAAGUUCAGCAAAGCCUUGGAGGACUUGCGAACUCAGAACGGGUGGAACAGGCCUGGGCAUGCAGCACCCUCUCAUGCAAGGUUGCUGCAGGUGUCCGGACCUUUCCCUGGGGGAGACGCCGACCCUGAAGCCCGCAUGAAGGCAGCGAGGCAGAUGCUAGCUUGGUCCUUCGCAAAAACGACAGCUCGAAGUGGGAAGGAGUGGGUUCAGGGCUUCAAGAUACAGUUCACCGGGGAUGAUGUCGGCAUCGACCAUGGUGGACUUACGAAACGGUGGGUACAAGAAGUUGGUCAUGCACUGUGGGGAAGCGAGGAGUUCUUUGACACCAAAGCUUCUGGCAGCUUCUUCAAGCCGGAUAGCAUCACGGACAUGCGGGUCCAUGCCUUUCACGUGAAGGCCCAUUCUUUGUACAGAUGGCUGGGCCGCUUUCUGGCAUAUGCCUUGUAUCAAGGAUGCGUCUUGGACUGUGCCCUGAGUCCUUGGGCCCUUCGCUGGCUCAUCCGUGUGUCCGAGACGCACGCUGCCCUGCCCCCGGCCUUGGCGGCAGUGGCGGGGGACUGGCAGCGUGAGGGUGAGGAUGGCUGCAUCGCCACCAUCUCUGGAAGCGUCCUUCUCAGCCAUGCAGCGGAGGAUGGCCUGCCACCUCAGAUUGCUCUAAGCGUAUCAGGUGACUCCAUCCAAGCGGACUUUGAGGGCGAAGCCCUAUCUGCAAAACUCUCAGGAGGAAGGCUUCGCUGGAGUGAUGGUGAUGUCUGGGUCCGAUGCUUCGAUGCCCCGAUACCUCGCCAUGCUGCUCUGCCCGUCUGGGAUGAGACGCCAGCAGGAGACGACCAACUUCUUGAAGACCUUGCGACCAUGGACCCAGCUUUUGCCAACAGUCUUUGGAGAGUCAGGUACGAAAUGCCUGAUGAGGAUUUACAGUGGCUGACUUUCUCUUAUGCUGGCAAGGAGCUGGUCCCAGGAGGUGACGACAUAGAGGUGACUCCAGAAAACAAGGCAGACUAUGUUCGGCUGUGCUGCAAAGCUGCCUUGCUGUACUCUUCCCAAAAGGGAUUGCAGGCGUUUAGUGACGGCUUUUUCGACGUCCUUCCUCCAACUCUGUUCCAUGGGGCGCCUGCUGAUGUUUUUCAAUGGCUGCUACUGGGUGAUGCUCAAAUCACGGAUGCGCAAAUUGACAAGCUCGAGCAAGUUCUGGUGCCAGACGGGUUGGUGCCCAAGCACCUGAAAGAUUCCAGCGAGCUCCAAACAUCUGUGGCUUGGCUCUUUGAGAUCAUCCGGAAGGGCGACUCCAAGUUCAGGUCGCGGCUCUUCGAGUUUUGGACCGGAAGCGAGCGUCUUCCCCUUGGGGGCAUUGAAGCCAUCGAGCCGAAGCCCAGGCUACAGGUCAUGAUCUCGCAGGAGAAGCCACUUCUCAUGGCCAAUUUUCAGUGGGAGAUGCAGCUGCCAAGUGGCACGUGGUCAUCAUACAGCCCAGAGAUCAGCGGAAGCCUCAACAAUGCCCUUGAAGGCGGCUUGAGGAUGAUGGAGGUCCAACUUGGGCGCAAUAUGUACGUCAUAGACAUUGGCGCCAGGCUCCAGGUAAAUCGUCGGACCGGCGAGCGACGCCGAAUUCGGCGCAGAAAAAUUCAGUCACUCUGA
Molecule: messenger RNA, 3357 nt
Organism: Symbiodinium pilosum
Lineage: Eukaryota; Dinophyceae; Suessiales; Symbiodiniaceae
Source: the annotation of a GenBank genome assembly